Molecule: messenger RNA, 2674 nt
Organism: Lolium perenne
Lineage: Eukaryota; Viridiplantae; Streptophyta; Magnoliopsida; Poales; Poaceae
Source: RefSeq, a predicted model, not a curated record
UUAAAAUGAAGAGAAAGCAUGUGAGCAUCCUUAGCUAUUAUACAUCUAGUUCUGUUGGUAGCACUCAAUCUAAACCUGAGCAUGUUGAACCUCAAGAUGAAACUCAAUCUGAACCUGAGCAUGUUGAACCUCAAGCUGAAACUGAGCAUGUUGAACCUCAAGAUGAACCUGAAUAUGAACAUGAACCUGAUCUCCAAAUUGUUGAGAGCAAUGCCACCACAUUUGAUGAGAGUACAAACCAACCAAGUCAGCUUAUUCAAGAAUUUCAUCCAAGUCAAAUUAUUCAUGAUCCAGGACUUAGAAUACCAAUAGAUGAUUAUGCCCCCGAAAUUAGAAGUGAUGUGAGAAGAGCUUAUUUGUUAAAUGGGCGAAACAAGGCUGUAGGGCAUAAAUUCAAGAAGACACAAGAUGGUAUUAUUUGGAGAUCAUUUCAGGCACAUUGGUUGGAUAAAUUUGAUUGGUUGGAAUACAGUGUGGCAAAGGAGGCUGCUUUUUGCUUCUAUUGCUAUCUUUUCAAGAAACCAUCACAUGCUUGCAGAUUUGGAAAUGAUGUUUUCACAAAAGAUGGUUACACUCGUUGGAAAACAGGUCUGGAUAAUUUUAAAAAGCAUGUUGGUGGUCUAUCUAGUCGCCACAACAUUGCUAGGGAUGAUUGUGAUGAUUUCAACAAUCAACGAGCAAGUGUGGCUACCAAAUUUCGUGUGUACAGCAAGGAGUCCGAGAUAUUAUAUAAAAUCCGUCUAACUGCAUCAUUAGAUUGUGCAAGGUAUCUCAUAGCACAAGGGGAGGCUUUUCGUGGGCAUGAUGAAUCCUCCACUUCCAUCAACAAGGGCAAUUUCUUGGAGUUAUUGGACUGGUACAAGAACAAGAAGGAUGAUGUGAAGGAGGCAUUUGACAAGGGGCAAGGAAAUGCACAAAUGAUUUGUUCGGACAUCCAAAAGGACCUUGCUGCAUGUUGCGCAAUGGAGGUGACCAAGGUUAUUAAGGAUGCCAUUGGAGAUAAAAAGUUCUCAAUUCUUAUUGAUGAGGCUAGAGAUUGCUCAAUAAAGGAGCAAAUGGCAGUGAUUGUGAGAUUUGUAGAUGAUCAUGGGUUGCUACAAGAGAGAUUUCUUAUGAUUAAGCACAUCACAGAUUGUACAUCUGCUGGAAUUAAAGAAGCUUUCCUUGCUGUGUUGGAUUAUCAUGAUUUGCCAAUCUGUAGGCUACGUGGACAGGGCUAUGAUGGAGCUUCUAAUAUGAGAGGAGAAUUCAAUGGUUUGCAAAAAUUGGUUAGAGAUGAAGCUCCAUAUGCAUUUUAUGUUCAUUGCUUUGCUCACCAGUUGCAGUUGGUGGUUGUCACUGUUGCUCAAUGUAGUCCUGCUAUUGCUAAUUUCUUCAACAUUAUUCCCUUGAUAGUGACUCAAGUUGGUUCAUCUUGCAAGAGAAAAGAUGCAUUACUUGCAAAACACCAGGAUGAAUUGUUAGAGUUGUUGGAGAAUGGGAUGAUUUCAGUUGGAACCGGGCUGCAUCAAGAGUCUAGCAUAACAAGACCAGGAGACACUCGGUGGGGCUCACACUUGAGAACCUUGCUUCGCAUAUUCACAAUGUGGAAGGCCGUGGUUGGUGUUCUAGGAAUUAUAGUGAUUGAUGCUCGGGAACAUACAUGUCAAGGUGGGGCUUUUGGUUUGCUUAUUAAGAUGCAAUGCUUUGAAUUUGUGUUCAUCAUGUUGCUCUUAAUAAACAUGUUAAACACCACAAAUCAGCUCUCACUAGCUUUGCAAAGGAAGAAUCAAAAUAUUGUUGAAGCCAUGCGUUUGGUCUUGGAUGUGAAAGAAAGUUUGCAAGGGAUGAGGGACAAUGGGUUGGAUUCUUUAUUCAGCCAAGCCAAGAGCUUUUGUGAGACACAUGAGAUUGAAGUGCCAAAUAUGGAUGAUCAUGUUGGAUCUUUGGGUCAAACUGUUCGCACCACCAAGAACACGACGACUCGACUCCACUAUUACAAGGUUAGCAUAUUCAAUGUUGCCAUUGAUGCAACUCUCGCUGAAAUGAAUCAUCGAUUCAAUGAAGUUUCCACCGAGUUACUUGAUUGUAUGGCCUGUCUUAGUCCAGCAAACAACUUCUCAAAGUUUAAUGUUGACAAACUUAUUCGGCUUGCUGAAAUUUAUGCUGAGGACUUCACAGAAGCGGACAGGUUGUUGCUAAGAAUUGACCUCCCAAGAUUUCUUAUGAACAUUGGGAGAAGUGAAGAAUUUAAUGGAUGUCAAAAUCUGUCCACACUUGCUCAGUUGAUGGUUCAAACAACAAAACACACAUAUUUCUCAUUGGUGUAUCGUCUCAUUGAGUUGGCUCUCAUUCUUCCUGUGGCAACUGCAUCAGUUGAACGCAUAUUUUCAGCAAUGAAGAUUAUUAAAACAGAUUUGCGCAAUAAGGUGUCCGAUGAAUGGCUAAAUGAUUUAAUGGUGUGCUACUGUGAGAAAGAGAUAUUCAGAAGCAUUCAUGAUGAUCAGAUCAUUAUACAGUUUCAGAAAUUGAGGGAUCGUAGAGGACAUCUACCGCGCGAGUAUAAUGUGAUUUCUUAGAGGUACAUGUCUGUUUACUAGUUUCAUUAGAGUUCACUUUGUCUUUUUGUUGUUGCUUCUCUAGUACUGGAUAGUCUGGAUGUAUUAGUGUGUGAUUUGUAUGCUUUUAACCUGAA